AGAUUUCCAAUGGACGACCAUUCGACUUCGCAUCAUAAACCUUUCGAUCAAAGGUGAUCAGCGAAUCGAAAAAGUCGAGUCUAAAAAUAAGGGAUGGCAGGGUGGUGGGUCGCAAACGCCAAAACCCAAAUCCUUUCUGUUAAUGGACAGACUGUCCGCAAACGGGUCUUAAUCCACUUAAGGGACAUCGAGGAGCAAAGCAGCACGAGCUGCGAGCAAACGUCAUAAAAACCCGUAACCACCCUAACCUAGCAGAAGAAUCAGUGGGCGCCGGGGUGGUCCCGGCAUGUUGCGUACCAGGGACACGUCUACUAUGAUCAUAUUCAGCGCCUCGAAAGAUGACACGGAUCUCGUGUUCACGCUCGAGUCGCUCACGCAGGCCAGCCUCAUCUUCAUCAUGGCACUGGCGAUCGUUAUCACGAACGUGCUCAUCAUCGCCACCUUCCUCAACUUUAGGGUAGAGGAUAAUAAUGAUAAUGAAGGCCCUUCCGAGGUGAUAAAUUGUUACCUGCUCUCGUUGGCAGUGGCGGACUUGUUGUGCGGACUUUUGGUGGUACCUCUAUCGAUAUAUCCCGCUGUGGUUCACGAAUGGGUCUACGGGGACAUUUUGUGUCGACUUGUGGGAUACCUUGAAGUUACCUUGUGGGCUGUUACAGUGUACACGUUUAUGUGGAUAAGUGUAGAUCGAUAUCUGGCUGUGAGGAAACCGCUCAGAUACGAGACGUUGCAAACUAAGACAAGAUGUCAAUGUUGGAUGGCGUUUACUUGGAUCUCAGCAGCGAUGCUCUGCUGUCCACCGCUGCUGGGAUUCAACAAGCCGCUGUUCGACAAGGAGGCCUUCAUCUGCAUGCUGGACUGGGGCAGCAUGGCGGCUUACUCCGUCACGCUCUCCAUCCUCGUGCUAGGCCCCAGCCUCAUAACCAUCGUCUACACUUACACCUACAUCUUCAACAUGCUCAGAAAGCUGAGGAGCGGAUAUCCCUUCCACGAUAAGGAGUACGCCACCGCGCUGUCGGAGAAUUUGAGCAACCCCAGUCAUGUUAUGAGUUUUGCAUUGGUCCUUGCAUUUUGGUUCUCCUGGACCCCGUACAUCAGCGUUAAACUCUACGAAUACUUUACGGGCACUAGGCUGCAAAUGCAGUUCCUGCACUUCGGCAUCGUGUGGCUGGGCUUCCUCAACUCAUUCUGGAAGAGUCUCAUCCUGAUCACGCUCAGUCCGCAGUUUCGAUUGGCGCUGAGGAUUUUCUGCAUGACCAUCUGCUGCCGAUACAAGGGACGCAUGCGGGCCGAACUUAUAGGUAAAACAUUUUUCCUUUGGGGUUUUUGCUUUUUAGGAAAGAAGAUCUGAAUCAUGAUUUUUUCAGCACAAGUCAAUAAUUAAGUUUUUUAAAAACACCCAUUCCCAAAUAAAAAUACGCAGUGUAAAUAUAUAAUACUUAAUUUUUGUGUCACCAAAGUCGUCAAUGAAAACCUUAAACUCUAAUGGGCCUAGUACGGGACCUUGUGGAACCCCAAACCUCCAACCCUCAAUUUGUUUAGUUUUUCUUAGUUUUAAUGGCAAAUUUCUUCUGUUUUCGCUUUGUAGGCAUGGAGGACAACGACUGACUACUUAUCAGAGUGGACGGGUGUUUCCCCGUUGCCAGAUUUCCUAUCACCGGUCUCGCCAUACGCGACUACGAUUAUUUCGUGGCGAAAAUUCGCAGAUAUUGGUGCCAAUUUACAACGCGACACGGACACGAUCUCUAGCAAGUAAAGUUUUAAACUUUUGAACCGUUUUUAAACCAGUUUUCGCCUCCGGUUCCGGUAAUUGUUGAGCUUUAGUGACUUUUAUUUGAGCCAGUCAACAGUUGUUUUGUGAGUGAAAUAAAACAAGAUUUUAAAAUGUUAUUCAUCGUUAUUGUCGAAAUUGUUGGCUUAAUGAGUCUAGUCAGGUUUUGGUUGAAUUUAAUAUAAUAAUUACUUAAAUCAUGCUAUAAGAUAAAUAUAAAAACUAGGAUUAAGUUUCUAAGAGGAAUAAGCAUUGUUUUUUGUUUUUUCAAAGGAAACUCUUUCUCGAUAAAAUGUUUUAAAAAAAUGUUUAAGACAAACUUGUUUGUAAUUAGAAAAAGAAAGUUUGAAUACAAAAAUUACAAAGAAAAUUUCAACACCCUGUAGAUAAAAACACAAAUUUUACUAUACGUAAAUGUUAUUUUUUUGACAAUCAAAACAGGAAAUAAAAAAUAAAAAUGCCUCUUAUCUUUCCUGGACAAACUCAAUGCUGAAAAAAAUAAAAUAAUAUUCAACUUUAUAAUGUUUAUCGUAAUUUCUUUAAUUCAGAUUUCGUUUUUUAUUACGAACAAGUUUUUAA
Brassicogethes aeneus is the source of this 2347-nucleotide messenger RNA. NCBI's taxonomy places the organism in Eukaryota, Metazoa, Arthropoda, Insecta, Coleoptera, Nitidulidae. The record is from the annotation of a GenBank genome assembly.